UGGCGGAAGUGACAUUAUCAACGUGCGCCUGAAGUUCAGUAGGGUCGGGAAGGGUCGCCGUGGCGGGCGCCCGGGCCGCCAGCGGCCUAACGUCGUUUUCGCGACCCCGCAGUGGUCUCUGCAAGGACUCCAGUGGCGUUACUGUUUCUUGGUGCGCGUGAAGACAACCCAAGCAGUUGAGGAAAUUGCUAAGAAGUGUGUACUGGGGAUGCUCUAGGAAGAGACUGAAUGCCGAGGCAAGUUCCAGUCCAAAGGUGUUUGAUUUAUCAAGAAGAAAGUGAACAUCAUGGAUCAGAACAACAGCCUGCCACCUUAUGCUCAGGGCUUGGCCUCCCCUCAGGGUGCCAUGACUCCUGGAAUCCCUAUCUUCAGUCCAAUGAUGCCCUAUGGCACAGGACUGACUCCACAACCUAUUCAGAAUACCAACAGUCUGUCUAUCUUGGAGGAGCAGCAAAGGCAGCAGCAGCAGCAGCAGCAGCAGCAGGCUCAGGCGCAGCAGCAAGCGCAGCAGCAGCAGCAGCAGCAGCAACAACAGGCAGUGGCGGCAGUUCAGCAGUCAGCAUCCCAGCAGGCGACACAGGGGGCCUCGGGCCAGACACCACAGCUCUUCCACUCACAGACUCUUACCACUGCACCUUUGCCAGGCACCACUCCCCUCUAUCCCUCCCCCUUGACCCCCAUGACCCCUAUUACCCCUGCCACACCAGCCUCUGAGAGCUCUGGGAUCGUGCCGCAGCUGCAGAAUAUUGUAUCUACAGUGAAUCUUGGCUGUAAGCUUGACCUAAAAACCAUUGCACUUCGUGCCCGAAAUGCUGAAUAUAAUCCCAAGCGGUUCGCUGCUGUAAUCAUGAGAAUAAGGGAGCCCCGAACCACUGCACUAAUAUUCAGUUCUGGGAAAAUGGUGUGCACAGGAGCCAAGAGUGAAGAACAGUCCCGACUAGCAGCAAGAAAAUAUGCCAGAGUUGUACAGAAGUUAGGUUUUCCAGCAAAGUUCUUGGACUUCAAGAUUCAGAACAUGGUAGGGAGCUGUGACGUGAAAUUCCCCAUAAGGUUAGAAGGCCUUGUGCUGACCCACCAACAAUUUAGUAGUUACGAGCCAGAGUUAUUUCCUGGUUUAAUCUACAGAAUGAUCAAACCCAGAAUUGUUCUUCUUAUUUUUGUUUCUGGAAAAGUUGUAUUAACAGGUGCUAAAGUCAGAGCAGAAAUUUAUGAAGCGUUUGAAAAUAUCUACCCUAUUCUAAAGGGUUUCAGGAAGACGACAUAAUGGCUGUUAUGUACUCCUGCCUCCGCAACCACUUGUGUUUUUAAAAAAAAACAAAAAACAAAUCAGUUUUGGUAUAUUUAAACGGUGUUGUGGAGGGUCCCAGUUUUGUGAGAAGAUGGACGUUCUGUGGGUUGCAGCACCAGGUGAAGGUCUCUGGCGUGCAUUCCCCGUGGGGAUGCCGGGAAGCGGUAUUCUACGCAGAGAACACUGCAGCAUCAUGUAAGUUGCUCAUAUUGUGCUGCUGUCUGGGUUGUGCUGCCUGUUUAUUUAUAUUUAGAUUUUAAACACAUACUGCUGUUGACAAGUUGGUUUGAGGUACAGAACUUCAAAUGUUAAAGCCACCUCUUCAAUUGACUGGACUUUUAAUUUCUUCCCUAUAGACCAGGUUUUAUAUUUCUACCAGGAAAGUAAGUCUUUUUUAAAAGUGUUGUUUUUCUAAUUCGUGACUCAUAGGGGUUAUUUUUGUGCCAGACACAUUCCGCCUUUUCAGUAUUCAGGAAAGAAUAGAUGUAUUAAAGAAAAUGAAUGGCUGUACAUAUUUUUCUUCUUCAGAGUACUCUGUACAAUAAAUGCUGUUUAUAAGUGUUAGAUUGAUGUUCUGAUACCUUGUAAGAUUCAUGUGAUCAUACUCUUAAAGUUUAUAUUUUAGAUAUAAUUGCCUGAAACCA
This is a messenger RNA of Suricata suricatta (meerkat), 1932 nucleotides long. RefSeq names its product TATA-box binding protein (gene TBP). The transcript is spliced from 8 exons. Bases 287 to 1264 code for a protein of 325 amino acids. Gene Ontology annotation, biological process: DNA-templated transcription initiation. The record is from RefSeq and is a predicted model, not a curated record. NCBI's taxonomy places the organism in Eukaryota, Metazoa, Chordata, Mammalia, Carnivora, Herpestidae. Gene Ontology annotation, molecular function: RNA polymerase II general transcription initiation factor activity; DNA binding.